Messenger RNA from Sander lucioperca (pikeperch), 2226 nucleotides. RefSeq names its product leucine-rich repeat-containing protein 10B. The coding region runs from base 651 to 1847 and encodes 398 amino acids. Gene Ontology annotation, molecular function: protein binding. The record is from RefSeq and is a predicted model, not a curated record. The transcript is spliced from 2 exons. Lineage: Eukaryota; Metazoa; Chordata; Actinopteri; Perciformes; Percidae.
AUGUGAUUGCCCCCUGUUCCGGUUACAAAGGGAGGGAGGAGGGAGGCAGCAGUUCAAUGUAAACCUUCACACUGAUGGAAAGAAGCGGCCAACAUCAGGAGCAGAGUCCCUCACUCAGCCGGCGCUGCAAUUUACCCAAAAUGUUCAAUUUGUUUCUCCAGCGCGGAUUAAAACUCCGCGAGCCCUCGGCCUCUAAUGGGGAGCAGCUGCAUGAACUAGUGGACAGACUUCCAUUAACAGUUUUUCUUUGCCGCCGGCCAGGUCACCGAGCUGAGCACGCACUGUGACAGGAAGAGCGACAUUAAACUGACUAUUUACUAAUGUGGCACGUUUUUUCCUGUUCUGAUAGAGAGACCGGAUCACGGGGACAGGUGACCUUAAAGCUGCGCGUUAUCUUUCUCUGAAAAGCCUCGAGGAAGUUGAAGAGGAGAGAAAGGCGGUAGAUGAAGGGAUCAGGAGACACCUGACAAACUGCUGAGGCAUUGCUGCAGGAGUGUUGAUUGGCCUGGAGCGUGAUGCUGUUUGCAGCCGGUGGGUUUAACAACAAGACAACAGCAGCUCCCAGGAGGAGGGUUAACUUGUCACAGACAUUACCUCAUCAAAUGACUCUGACCUGACUCACAUAGGAGCCAGGGGCUGCAGGCCACAGCAUGGGCAACUCCUCCAGAAAGGGAGAGGGAGAAGAGGAAGAGGAGGGGGCGAAGGGUGGUGAGGAGGCAGAAAUCACAGAGAAGAAGAAAGAGGAGGUGGAGGUGGAGCAAGAGCUUCCAAUGGGGGUGGAGGAGUUGUUUGAGAGUGGAGAUCCCGUGCUGGACUUGAGCUACCGUAAAUUUAAGCGGUUGCCUUCACGUGUUAGUGGACUAAUGCAUCUGGAAAAGCUGUAUGUUUGUGGAAACAGCCUGCGCACUUUGCCCGACAGCAUCUCCCAGCUGCAAGGUCUGCGGAUCCUUGCCCUAGACUUCAACAAGAUGGAGGACGUUCCCGCAGCCGUCUGCCAGCUCACUAACCUCACUCGCCUCUACCUGGGCAGCAACCGGCUCAUGUCACUCCCGCCCGAGGUGAGGAACCUGCAGAGUCUGCGCUGCCUGUGGAUGGAGAGCAACUACUUCCAGAUGUUUCCACUGGAGCUCUACGACCUGCCCAACCUCAAAUCCCUUCAGAUUGGGGACAACCGGCUGAAGAGGCUGCCUCCUGACCUCUGGCGAAUGGAGGCUUUGAGGGGAUUAUGGCUCUAUGGGAACCGCUUUGAAACUUUCCCCAAAGUCCUGCUGCGCAUGGAGGGUUUGGAGAUACUGGAUCUGGACCGCAACAAGAUAUCAGAGUUUCCUAGCCUGAAGCGCCUCCACGCCCUGCGCCUCUUCUCCUACGACCACAACCCAGUGGACAGCCCACCUAAAGUGGGCGAGGAGGUGCUCGUGGUUGGAGAAGGUGCUGCAGAGUUCUUGGAGAAGCGUGAGGCCAGAAACGAGAGACGACGAAAGGCCGCAGAGCAAGAGGCCGAAGAGUUGGCUCUAGCAGGAGAGGAGCCGGUGAUUCACGGCAUCCUAAAGAAUAGCAGCUCCAACUCAAAACAAGCUCUGGUGACUUUAGGGGACGCAGACAUUAAAGAGGAAGAGGCAAUGGAGGAGGAGGAGGAGGAGGAGGAGGAUGUGGAGGUGCCUGUCACUGAGUACGAUGGAGCUGAGCUUGAAUAUGAUGAAGAGGGGGUUGAAUAUGAGACAGAGGAGCUGAUAUGUGAGGGAGAGGGGUUUGAAUAUGAGGGGGACGAGCUGGAGUACGAAAGGGCUCAGAUGGACUAUGAGUAUGAGGAGCUGGAGGACACAGGGAGACAAGAUGAAGGGGCAUGAAAAACCCCUCAUCCAUUAAGACUAAGAUGAUCUGCAGGCAGGUGGAGGUGAAUGACCUCCACCUUUAAUCAAUUAGCUGUGCUGCUAAUCUAUCGUUAACUGUGAAAAUGAAUUAGCAUUGAGGCAUUAUAAAACUGUAAACUGACAGCACUUGUGACAUCUCUAUCAGCUGCAAAUGACCAAAUCAGAGCAGGGCUCAGAUGGAGUGCGUGCGUGCGUGCGUGUGUGUGUGUGUGUGUGUGUGUGUGUGUGUGUGUGUGUGUGUGUGUGUGUGUGUGUGUGUGUGUGUGUGUGUGUGUGUGUGUGUUACAUUAGGUUUUUUUUCUGUGUGUACACAUGAGACCAAGUCUUCCCUUAUUAAAUAUUCUCAGCUGAUGAA